GUUCUUUGACCUUUUUGCGACAGUGACACUGACAGUGAUGAGCACUACUACUACUACUAGUGUGGUCGACUUUCUUUCCUCCUCAUGCACAAUCAUAUUUGGCGUCAGCUGGACACUGAGAAGGCUGGGGGAUCACUGUAACAGCAUCUCAUCUGCAAACAGCUGAGUAGUUGGAGGUAGCUGCUGGUCAAUUGCUGCAAACGGAAGGUUCAAGGCAGUCUACCAGAGGAAGCCUAUCUGCUCUGCAUUGAGCAGGUGCUUCAGAAAGUCUUUGCUGAAAUGUUCAGCAUACUGGAGGCAUCGGUGGCGUACUGCUUCAAGAGGCUAGUCUGAUUGGAGAAUCUCUUUGUGCUACGAGUGACUGAGGCCUGCCCUCGAUGGCUAUUCCAAGGGAGAUUGCUGAAAAUGCUGUGAGACUCUACCGAGACUGCCUCCGGAUGGCAGAUUACUUAGGGAGGAAGCAAGGAAACAGAGCAGUCCUGCGGGAACAAGUACGAUUACAAUUCAAGAAGAAUAUGGACGAGAGGGACCCAGACAAGAUACAAGCACAAAAGGAAGCGGCUGUUCGGGGUUUAUCAAAUUACAUGGUCUUUGAAGCCACACGGAUGGCAAGAGCGGACAGGGGCACUCCUGAUGGCUAGUGGCAAUUUGACAUCACCACAUCAUCGGAAGCAGCGGGAGUGAACUGAAACCACCACCGUUCAAACUCUGAACUGCAUUCAGAAUAGUCCUUGCGUGUGUACGUCAGUCAGGCCGCCUGCCACACAAGAGUCCAAACGGUUUGUUCUUUGACACGAAGUUUGAAGGGAUAGAGAGAUGAAACCAAUCAUGAUCUGCAGACGAACAGGUAGAAGGCUCCGCAUAUUUUCAGCUAUUCCCUUGCGAGAUGCAGGCAUGUCAUGUGAGAGGCUUCAUAUUGGAUACAUGAUCGGAUCCGUGGUUUUAGC
Klebsormidium nitens is the source of this 947-nucleotide messenger RNA. Lineage: Eukaryota; Viridiplantae; Streptophyta; Klebsormidiophyceae; Klebsormidiales; Klebsormidiaceae. The record is from the annotation of a GenBank genome assembly.